GGUUUUAUAAAUUCUAACAAUCAUCAUAAAUCUAACACUAGAGUAGUUUCGAAAUGUUCUUAAACAGUUGGAUACUACAGAAUCAUCAUAAUACGUUUGUUCAUGAGAAUUGCAGGGUCCUUUUGGCUCUUACUUAAAGACACGUGACCAACAAGAUAGGUCUAAACUUUUGAAAUAACUGACAUGUGUAACAUCACCUUGGCCAGGUGUUGAAUUUCAAGAACAUGGGCGUGAUGGUAUAUAUAUAACUUUAGUUUUGAUGGAGACAAAAGAGAAGAUAGAGAGCGUUAAAAAUGUCUGGAGCGCAAGGAGCAGAGCCGAUGGGAUCAAAGACGGCGACGACGUACGAGUCGGUGGAAGGAGGACAGAACAAGACAAAGCUUGAUAUAAGGUCAAAGGAAGACGAAGGUGGAAUUCAAGUUGAUAAGCACCAAGAGAAGGUCACCGAUGCUGCUGGUCUAGGCGGACCUGUCUUUGGCGCUGGUAAAGACGACAAGAAGCAGGAUCUUGGUGUUACCGGCACUGGCUAGGUCUGUACGUGGUUUUGUAAUGUAGAAUAUGAAUGCGUAUACGUGGGGGGUCUCUUCUUGUCAUGUAAUCAAUCAAUAAAGUAAUAUCUCACUCUUGGUAUCAAAAAUAACAUUAAACUUGUACAUUAA
Molecule: messenger RNA, 659 nt
Organism: Brassica rapa (field mustard)
Lineage: Eukaryota; Viridiplantae; Streptophyta; Magnoliopsida; Brassicales; Brassicaceae
Source: RefSeq, a predicted model, not a curated record